CGCAAGCAGCCGACCCGCGAGCGGCGGGCGCGGCGCUGGGGUCCUGGGCGCCAGCACCGCCUUCGUCGUGAAGGGCCAGCACAACCAGACGCCGCUGCACCUCCGACAACCCCAGGCCCCGUUCGGCGACAAUCCCAACGCCGGCAUGAUCCCCGCGAGCGACCUAGCGGACCACUACCCAUGGUCCUCGAAGUUCGACGCUACUGGGGGCAUGGUGAAGGCGGGGGUCAGGUUGGUGCCGCGGAAGAACGGGGUGGAGGUAUACGAGGACGUCGGGUCCUCGAAGGUCCUCCGCACGCUGACGAAGAACGAAAUAGUCGAGGCGCUUGGCCCGGCGCUGAAGGAGGAAAACGACGGGCACCUACUGGUUCCCAUCAAGCCGAAGGGCGUAGUGGCGAAGGACCGAUCUGAUGUACUUUUACAACCUGCGGGGCAACGACCGCAUAGGACGGCGUGGUGGCCGGACACCGACGAGCCCCUGUCGCUGUGGCCGAAGGGGCUGAAGCGCCCGGCCGGCCGACAGGAUGGCAGGCCCCUGCCGGUGCGGUUCGGCGGCACUGGCUGGGUGAAGGGCGCCCCGACGCACCCGUCGGAGGAUCCGAUGUGCGCGCUGCUGCCCUGGUCGCGGCGGUGCGGCUGGCGCGAGGACUGGAAGCGGCCACACAUCCCGGGCGACCCGCUCCCGGAGACGCCCCCGUCGCCGGGCCCGCGCCCGGCGCUCGGCGCCGACUGGCGAGGCGUGGAGAGCGGGCCCGCCCCCGCCGAGGGCCUGGAGCGGCCGACGCACCUGCCGGCGGCGAUGAGGUGGAGCGACGAGCCAGCCGUGCUCAAGGGCGCCGCCGUCGAGGCCUGA
This is a messenger RNA of Prorocentrum cordatum, 853 nucleotides long. NCBI's taxonomy places the organism in Eukaryota, Dinophyceae, Prorocentrales, Prorocentraceae. The record is from the annotation of a GenBank genome assembly.